GAGGUGUUCACCUUGUCUAACUGGUCUUCAGGUAAUUUUUAAUUGAGAUGUGUUUUUUCAGGUGAACAACAAAAUGGAGUACAAAGUCAGGUUCACGACAACUCAAGCCAUGUCUCCAAUAUGCCAUUUGAUAGUCUACUAUGUUAGAGAAGAUGGGGAAUUUGUAGGCGACGCUAUGGAUAUACAAGUCGAAGGAGUUUUGCAGAACUUUGUCGAUCUCCAGCUAAACACAGUCGAAAGUGAACCAAACCUCGACGUAGAGAUGAUUGUGAGAGCUCAACAGAACUCUUACAUAGGACUCUUAGCUGUUGAUGAAGGAGUGAAAAUGUUGAGAGACGGAUAUGAUGUUGAUAUGAAAUACAUUGUUGACGAAUUGAAGAAAUAUGAUUUGGCUACGGGCACUCCGUAUCCUCAAUAUCUGAUGAAUACCAAGAAGCAGUUCAUAUGGAAACCUGGAAAUAGUAAUCCAUACUCAUCUAUUAAGGAAUCAGGUGCCAAUCUCUUAACCAACGCUGAAAUCGACAGGAACGAACCAACUCUGGAGGACAUCUACCUUAGGCCAGUCUUUUACGGAUCGUCAACCUUAAAACCUGACCGCGGUUACGCGAUUGCCGCAGUUCCUGCGACCAGGCCUCCUCUGGCUGGUCCUUACGCCUUCAGUAGGAUCCCUAAACCUGUGUGGAAUAAGCCUAAAGUGUAUUUGUUUCAAGACGUUGCCCCGACCUGGCUGUUUAGAAAUUUUUCUUCCGGAUAUGAAGGAAAACAUUCGGUCAGGGCAAGACUACCAGGGACACUGAGCACAUGGUCCAUAACUGGUUUUUCCUUGGAUCCUGUCCACGGUUUGGGCAUAACAACGUCACCAAAGAAAAUCCAUGUGUCCAAGCCAUUCAUGGUCACAUUGGACCUGCCAUACUCCGUACAAGUUGGUGAAAUCCUAGCAGCCUCGGUUGUGGUUCACAAUAACAUGAACCAAGACGUUAACGUUGAGGUCACCUUGCACAAUCCUGAGAACAAACUGGAGUUUGCUGAGGUUUCUAAUGAAAUUAACGCUACGAGAAAAGUCGAAUUAUACAGAAGAAAAAGAUUGACUGUUCUAAAAAACUCCAAGGCGCCUGUGUCUUUCAUGAUUAUGCCUACCAAAAUAGGCCCCAUAGAAGUGAAAGUUACAGCCAAUAGUCCGAGAAAUCAAGAUGUUGUAAUGAAAGAUUUGCUUGUAGUGGUGGGAGGCGAAACAGAAUACUACACAAAAUCCGUCCUGCUAGACCUACGAGGCCAACAAAACCUGAAACGCUCUAUCAACUUCACCAUACCGAAAGCCAUAGUACCAAACUCCGAAUUUGUCGAGGUAUCAGUGGUUGGAAGUUUCCUAGCUCCCGCUAUGAUACACCUAGAUAACCUGAUCAGGUUACCAACAGGCUGCGGCGAACAAACCUUGGCGCACUUCAUGACCAACCUCAUCAUUCUGCAGUACCUGAGGUCUACUAAGCAGCUGCCGACCAAAGUAGAAAGAGAUGCUGUGGGGCAUUUGGAGACCUCGUACCAGAAGCAACUGCCUUUCAGAAGGGAAGAUGGGUCGUUCAGUCCUUUUGCUUCGAGAGAUGAAAAUGGUAGCAUUUGGUUGACAGCUUAUGUAGUCCAAACAUUCAGCCAAGCGAGAGAUUUCAUCUAUAUCGACGAAAACGUAACUGACACUGCUCUAAAUUGGCUAGUAGCUCAUCAAGGUAGAGACGGAAGUUUUUACGAAAGUGGAAAUAUUCUUCACGAAGAAUUGCAAAGCAGAGGAGGAUACAGCCUGGCAUUGACAGCUUUUGUUAGCAUUGCCAUGCUAGAAGCGAAUCAGCGAAACAAUCCCUUGGUGACAAACUCUGUGAACAAAGGCUUGGACUACAUCGCAAGAUACAUCGACGAUUCAGCCUCAUCCUAUACCCUAGCCCUUUGUAGCUAUGCUCUACACUUGUCCAAACAUCCCUCCAAACUAAGCGCUUUCAAUCUCCUCAACGCGAAGUCCAAGAACAAGAAUCACAUGAAAUGGUGGGCCAAGGAAUUUCCUUCUAAGGAAGAGAAGAACCCUUGGAUGACACUACCUAGAUCUAUCGAUAUCGAGACCACAUCCUAUGGCCUUUUAACCUAUUUGGAAGCUAAUCAAUUAGAAGACGCAGUGAACAUUUUGGACUGGUUGCUGAACCAACAAAAUAGUAUGGGCGGUUUCACUUCUUCGCAUGAUACUGUGGUUGGGCUCAUGGCGUUGUACAGAUUGGUCAUAAGAUUGGCAACUCCAAGCAAUAUGCAGGUUGAAGUGGAGUAUGGGAAAAGUGGACACGAGCAUUUUAGCGUUAAUAAGAAUAAUGAUAUGAUCAUGCAAAGUAGACAGAUAAGCAAAGAUGCCAGAGAAGUGAACAUCACAGCCCAAGGAUCAGGCCUAGCAGUAUUUAGGGUGGCAUACAAAUACAACGUGAAUGUUACUGGACCUUGGCCUUUGUUCACUUUGGAUCCACAGGUGGACAAAAAUUCGAAUUGGCAUCAUUUGCAAAUAUCCAUCUGUACAGCAUACGCAAACAAAAACUUGACAGAUAGCCAGCAAAGCAACAUGGCCGUUAUGGAGGUGACACUUCCGUCAGGUUUCACAGCCGACAUUGAUUCUCUACCAAGCUUGGAGGUCUCGCAAAACGCCCAGAAAGUCGAGACCAGCCAUGAUCUGAGCAAAGUCAUCAUUUACUUUAACAAUAUCACCAGGGAAGAGUACUGUCCAACGGUUUCAGCCUAUAGGACGUACAAAGUGGCUAAGCAGAGGCCUGUGCCUGUAGUCGUCUAUGAUUAUUAUGAUACUUCAAGAAGAGCUAGAAUCUUUUACCGUGGUCCCACAGCAACUUUAUGUGAUAUCUGUGAAGGUGAAGAUUGUGGUGACAUCUGUUACAAAGAAUCACCGAUCGGAAAACUGCAAAGAGAAGACUCCGACUCCGAUGGUGGACAUGCAGCUUCAUUCCAGCUGUCACUUUUUGCACUGAUGCUGUCAUUUUUUGUCACUGCCGUGUAGAGAAUGUACCAUAGAUGCCAUACAUACAAAACCAUACCUACUUUCUUGGACAAUUCGACAUAUUCUCGUAGAUAUCAUGACUAGUAUUUAUUGAAAUACGAUCAUUUUAUUAUUUCUUAAAUAUCACCCGAGGAAGAAUGGUUUUUGAUUAAAAACACAUUUCGACUUACUGAUAUAUUCUUAUUAACUGUGAUUUUAAGCUAGUAGUUUGUAAGAUUUUUUUACCUGGUAGAAAUAUAAGAUGUAAUACUCGUAGCAUUGAUUAACGUACUCUUCUAGAAGAUAAUAUCCGAUCCAAUGCAAUCUAUGAGAAUUUGUCACAGCUGUUUUUCUAUUUCUAUAUACCGGGUGUUUCAAAUUCGACCCUCACCACUGGCAUCUCGGAAACUGUAGAAGAUACGAAGUCGCUUAAAGGGGGCAAAGCUUUUUCCUAACUUUAUUUGUAGUGAGCAUUUACAUUGCCACUUUUCCACGUGUACAAGAUGGCAUAAUCAGAAUUUGUAUAUGACGUUUCGUUUGUUGCCCUCCAACAUCAACUUUAUUUUUUCUUGUGGAUGCCAUAUUGGAUUCUUGCACAGAUGUAUAGAGUUUUUAAUUCUGAUUCUAAAAAUGUACAACGUGUCAUAAAUUGGCAUUGGUAAACUUUGGUUAUUAGGAAACAUAAUUUCCUAGGUAGGCUUUGAAAUUGUCAGAUAGUCAUUUGUUUCGUGUACUAGAUUUAACACAAAAUAUUUAUUUUUUCCUGACUUCGUUUCAGAUGCUAUUUCGAAAUAAAUUGCAUAUUGUCAUUGCCACAUUUUCUCAUCUUCAAGAUGAUCAACUUUGUUUUUUCAUAUGAACACCAUAUUGGUUAUUUCUACAUUUAAAUACUACUAAGAAUUAAAUUUAAAUAUGUGAAGUUUAUUGUGACAUAUUCAAUUCAAUUAUUUAUAACUAAAUGCCGAAUCAAAAAUUGUGUUCAAUUGUGUAAAAUUUCAAUAGGGAGUCCAUAAGAAAAGAACAAAGAUGAGGUUAGAGAUCGAAAGCAGAAACAUCUAAUUCAGAAUUUGAUUACGCCCUCUUGUAGAGGAGCAAGAGCGGCAAUGCUAAUAUGUGAUUUAUUUCAAAAAAAUAUAUUAUAUAUUUUUGGGAUCAGAAUUAAUAAUUGUUGGCUAUCUUCAGACAGAAUACAUUAAUCAAUGGUAAUAGCUAUAGUAAGUAGUAAAAACUAAAUGCCAUAACAUUAGUUACCAUAGAGCAAUCUUAAUAAUCACAAUGUAAUAAUAUGCACAUUUCCGAAUUCUAAAUAACUCAAACUGUAUUAACUUCCAUAUUUUUGGUAAUAAAGAAGAAAGAAAGAG
Molecule: messenger RNA, 4374 nt
Organism: Acanthoscelides obtectus
Lineage: Eukaryota; Metazoa; Arthropoda; Insecta; Coleoptera; Chrysomelidae
Source: the annotation of a GenBank genome assembly